UUGUUUAUUCUGUUUUUUGUGAUAUAUAUUCCUAUUAUAUUGUGACUGUUCAAUUUUAUAUUUCUUUCGCAUUUUUUUUUUUUUUUGCUGUGGUUGUUCUCCCGAAAACUUAUUGUAUUUGCCACACACACAAUGAUACUGGAAUCUGCCGAAGAUAUGACCAAUAGUACGGAAAAUGAAAUGAUGAACAAUUCAAGUACAAUAUCAUCGUUUACAUUUGAAAAUGAAAUAUCGGAAACUUUCACCGAUGGUGGUGGCAGUGGCGGUGGCGGUGGUAUUGAUGGUGGUGUUGAUGCUGGUGCUGGCCAGAACGAUGGUUCAUCAAUCGAUUUUAGAAUGAUUAGUGCUAUCAUUACUAUUGUUGCACUGUUAAUCAUUGGUGGUUGGGCAUUAAAAUCUCGUUUUUCAAAAAAACGAAAAUCUCCCGGUUCAUCAAAACCACCAGCUUCUGGAUUAGAUAAUCAAAAAACUGGUAAAUUUAUAUCCAAAACAGAAAAUGUACAAUCAUCAUCAACUGCAUCAGCAACAAGAUCGAUUACACCAACAGUAGUAACAACUGGUGGUAGUAGUGAUGGUGGUGGUGGUGGUGGUAGUACUGCAGUAACGGUUACACCUAAACAGGAAGGAUUUACUGCAGCCGUUGGUGAAGGUAUUACUGUUACGGUAAAACAGAUAACGAAUUAGUCUUAUAUAUGGGGGAUGGCAUUCAACAACAGACAUCAUCAAAGACACCUACACACACACACACACAUGCACGCACACCCAUUAUACAAAAAAGCGUAUUUUUCUUUACCAUUUUCCCUUGGAUGUCGCCGUGGCCAUUGCCCCAAAAAUGAUGAUUACAUUAAAAAUUUUUUUCCCCCA
Molecule: messenger RNA, 864 nt
Organism: Dermatophagoides farinae (American house dust mite)
Lineage: Eukaryota; Metazoa; Arthropoda; Arachnida; Sarcoptiformes; Pyroglyphidae
Source: RefSeq, a predicted model, not a curated record